ACCAAUAAAACAAUGGAGAGACCAAAAAGCACCAGAUUCCCUCCUAAACAAUCUUCAGAACCGCUACUUAAACGCCCCCUAGAAACGCCGCCAAAACCAUCAAGCCAUCAUCUUCUCUUGCACCUCUGAAGAAAAAACCACCGCCAUGGACAUCAGGAAGAGAUCGUCAUCACCAUGGCCUUCUCUGAACGCGCCGUCCUUGGCCCUCCUGCUGCUGCUCGUCUUCAUCGCAGCAGAAACCACCGGCCGCCACCGCGCCGCGGCGCAGGUGUUCUGCCGGUCGCAGUUCAACCUGGCCAACGAGGCCUGCAGCCUGCGCACCUUCUCCGGCCCCAACCCGGCGCAGCCGCUGCAGCUGCACAGCAACCGCUCCUCUGCGUCCUACGAGGUGCAGGCGGACCACCACGACCACGGCCACCACGACCACGACCACGACCACCAUGACCACGGCCACGGCCACGAGCGGGAGCGGGAGCGGGAGCACAUCGCCCACAGCCGGCGGCACGGCCUCGGGCAUGGCGGCCGCGACCCCUACGACACCGCCUGCUGCCGCCGCCUCAUGGGCAUCGACAAUGCCUGCAUCUGCCAGGCCAUGUCCUUCCUGCCGGUGUUCAUGAGCAAGGUCAAGCACGCCAUCAAGCUCAGCCCCGUCCCCGGAUGCGACGUCUCCUUCGAGUGCGGUGCCGUCUAGUGAACUCAAGUUGGCAACGGAACCACUUUUCGGUUCUUGGUGCCUAACUUUUUAACACAAUAAACUAUUGGAUAUAGGGAAAACUAUGGAAGGGCGGGCCUGGUGCAGUGGUAGAGCCUACCGUCUGUAACCGGAAGGUCCCGGGUUCGAGCCCCAGCCUCUGCAUAUUUGUGUGGGGAAGGGUUGUUUGCGGGAAGCCUACGGCACUGGGUACGCCCUUUUAUAUAGGGAAAACUAUGCUUCAUCACCUUUUGAAUUUGUGGUAGCAUUAGGCAUAUAUAUGUUAUCCUAAUAGCAUUGCGAGCAAAUCAUGCAUAUAUGUUAUCCUAAUAGCUUUAGUAAAUAUAAUGUUUUUGGAGCUUAAA
Molecule: messenger RNA, 1056 nt
Organism: Panicum virgatum (switchgrass)
Lineage: Eukaryota; Viridiplantae; Streptophyta; Magnoliopsida; Poales; Poaceae
Exons: 1
Coding region: 146-691 (181 amino acids)
Source: RefSeq, a predicted model, not a curated record